Molecule: messenger RNA, 956 nt
Organism: Volvox carteri f. nagariensis
Lineage: Eukaryota; Viridiplantae; Chlorophyta; Chlorophyceae; Chlamydomonadales; Volvocaceae
Exons: 4
Coding region: 129-956 (275 amino acids)
Source: RefSeq, a predicted model, not a curated record
AGCCUCUUGUUUAAUCCCAGUAACAAAAUUUAUUAGGUUUAACUUAACUAAAUAUAAUCAUUUUAUGCUGACUGCACACUGAAACAUACUCUACUUGUAGUUGUACACUCAGGAACUGCUCAGUAAACAUGCAGACUGCAUUCACACCCCAGGAGCAACAGUUGCUGGAUCGUCUAAGGGAGAAAUAUAGUGGUCUUCAAGCGGUUCCAGCGGGUGCAGCGGACGAGGUCAACGCACCAUGCAUGAGCUGCAGCGAGGAGGCGCGCCCCGCAAGCCAGGCGGAGCUUUCUUCGAGCUCGUCUCGCAGCACGUCAAGUGUGCACGCGUCCGUCUGCGCGCACUGCCACGGAACGGGGACGCUGGUUGAAAUUUACAACCACCGCCGGCUCGAGAAUUUCUGCAAGGACUGCGAUGGGCGCGGUGUGCGUGUGUUCAAGUACGGAGAGGAGGUACAGCCCGGGGCCACGGCAGGGGGGGGCCCCCGUACUAGCAGCACCGCGGCGGCUCCUGCCGGCGUAGUGGCCCUGCACAGCAGCCACGCGGGCACUGCGGCGGCGGCGGCGGCGGCAAACAAGGGAGGUACCGGCGGCGGCGGUACCGGCACGGCCCCAGAUGGCGACGAGGUGGACGCGGUCCAUGGUGCCGGUGACAAGGCGGCUGCACUGCAGCGGGACUUGAGCCGUAUUGCGGCCAGGGCGGCCCUUUACAGCAAGGAGCGCUUUGAUACACUGGCGUUGCUGCAGCAGCCGCACCGCAGCGGGGCAGGCGACCAAGAAGGCCGGGAUCAAGCAGCGCGAGACCUGCUGGCUCAGCUGGAUUUGCAGUUGGAGAGACUCGAACUCGCGCGCCGCAAGAAGGAGCGUGCGCUAGAACGCCUAACCGGCGGCGGUGGCGAUGGUGGCGGCGGCUCAGGCACCAAGUCUGCCAGUUUGAGUUUGAGUGACAUCAUGGGGUAG